CACGACAGAUCCCCACCACCACAACCGCACCAUAAUCCCAUCAAACACCUCCAAAAUGUCUGCAACACCCGCCGAACGAGCUCCUGCAGUUUCUGCUCCCACCGCCACCCCGGCCGCCGCUACCGCUGCGCUUCCGGGAGCGCCAGAUAAGGCCGGCAUGCCAUACUACGAGAAGAUCCGCAAGGAUCUCCGAGAUAUGAUACAGCGGAAGCGCACACUGGAAAAAAACUUAGUGAGCCCCCUUCUGAAACCCACCUUGGCCGUGUGCGCUCGGUGACUAACGCGGCACAGGUCCUUUUCGAAGAAAACAUUGCAAAGUGCGAGCUCACAUACCUGGAGGAUACCCAGAACGGAAACAUCGUCAAAGGCUUCGAUAAUUACAUCAAGGGUGCCGCCGCUAGGAGGAGGAACAAUAUUAGCGACGCAGACCGCAUCUUCUCGCAUUCUUCGUUGACUUCUGCUGCGACCAAGGUUUGCUCAUCCCUGAGGAAUUGUUGUAAUCACGUGAUAUCUGAUACGUUUGCCUCUGAUAGCUCAGGCAGCAGGAGGACACUACACCUGUUACGAAUAGCUCUACCCCGACAAUUGCGGAAAAUGCACCCAGAAUUGGAACCACAGUCAGGAACAAGAAGAAGAGGAGAAAGGGCGAUGACGAGUCGGAGAGUCCGUCCGAAGUAGAGACGCCCGGGCCGAAGCGCGUGAGGAUCUCAUUUUCAGGACAAGGUGGGACCUGAGUAUUACUCCCACCGGUCCACCGGUGGCAGAGGCAGUACGACAUAUGGGGGAACGUGUCUCUUCGGGAGCCGUACAGCAUUACCUUCUUUUCCUUCCCAACCCCUCUUUCUUUCUUCCUCAUUCUGGGCUGGAUUGGCGUUGCACCAGGGUUUUGUGGUUUGCUCCCUACCAUUCCGAGGUCUGAAAAAAGAGGAACUAUGGAUUGCGAAAACAGUUAAAUGCCCGGCCGAACUGUGCCGAGCCGCACCUCUCUACGUUAGACAAAUAUUUUUAGAUGUUCGAUAGUGGAAUGCAUACUUGUACAUAUAUGACAGUGCUCAAGUGUUAGUAUCAUACAAGAAGUGAGAUAG
Tuber aestivum (summer truffle) is the source of this 1085-nucleotide messenger RNA. Lineage: Eukaryota; Fungi; Ascomycota; Pezizomycetes; Pezizales; Tuberaceae. The record is from the annotation of a GenBank genome assembly.